Physeter macrocephalus (sperm whale) is the source of this 2090-nucleotide messenger RNA. RefSeq names its product methyltransferase 3, N6-adenosine-methyltransferase complex catalytic subunit (gene METTL3). The record is from RefSeq and is a predicted model, not a curated record. Bases 218 to 1960 code for a protein of 580 amino acids. Gene Ontology annotation, cellular component: nucleus; RNA N6-methyladenosine methyltransferase complex. Gene Ontology annotation, molecular function: mRNA m(6)A methyltransferase activity; mRNA (2'-O-methyladenosine-N6-)-methyltransferase activity. Lineage: Eukaryota; Metazoa; Chordata; Mammalia; Artiodactyla; Physeteridae. The transcript is spliced from 11 exons.
CAUAUCCGCCAUUCUGCCAACACUUAAGGUGGCUCUCGUUUCAGCUUCAAAGGGAGAGCAAAACCGGAAAUGACUUUCCGUCCGGUGCGUCUCCGGGGAUCUCUUUCCGGUUAGCCUUCGGGUGUCGGCGUGAGAGUUGGAUAAUUCUUGGAACUGGGACUGAGAGGCGGAAGGCAGCCGCCCUUGGUUCGAGACGUGUCUGGGCUGCGAGACCAAAAUGUCGGACACGUGGAGCUCUAUCCAGGCCCACAAAAAGCAGCUGGAUUCUCUGCGGGAGAGGCUGCAGCGGAGGCGGAAGCAGGAUUCGGGACACUUGGAUCUUCGGAAUCCAGAGGCAGCACUGUCUCCAACCUUCCGUAGUGACAGCCCAGUGCCUACUGCACCCACUUCUGGUGGCCCUAAGCCCAGCACAGCUUCAGCAGUUCCUGAACUAGCUACAGACCCUGAAUUAGAGAAGAAGUUGCUACACCACCUCUCUGAUCUGGCACUAACAUUGCCCACUGAUGCUGUGUCCAUCCGUCUUGCCAUCUCCACGCCAGAUGCCCCUGCCACUCAAGAUGGGGUGGAAAGCCUCCUACAGAAGUUUGCAGCUCAGGAAUUGAUUGAAGUAAAGCGAGGUCUCCUACAAGAUGAUGCACAUCCCACUCUUGUGACCUACGCUGAUCAUUCCAAGCUCUCUGCCAUGAUGGGGGCUGUGGCAGAAAAAAAGGGCUCUGGGGAGGUAGCAGGGACUAUCACAGGGCAGAAGCGGCGUGCAGAACAGGACUCGACCACAGUAGCUGCCUUUGCUAGCUCUUUGGCCUCUGGUUUGGCCUCUUCAGCAUCAGAAGUAGCCAAGGAGCCAACCAAGAAAUCAAGGAAACAUGCUGCCUCAGAUGUUGAUCUGGAGAUAGAGAGCCUUCUUAACCAACAAUCUACUAAGGAACAACAGAGCAAGAAGGUUAGUCAGGAGAUCCUAGAGCUACUGAAUACUACAACAGCCAAGGAACAAUCCAUAGUUGAAAAGUUUCGCUCACGAGGUCGGGCUCAAGUGCAAGAGUUCUGUGACUAUGGAACCAAGGAAGAGUGCAUGAAAGCCAGUGAUGCUGACCGGCCCUGUCGCAAGCUGCACUUCAGACGGAUCAUCAAUAAACACACUGAUGAGUCAUUGGGUGACUGCUCUUUCCUUAACACAUGUUUCCACAUGGAUACCUGCAAAUAUGUUCACUAUGAAAUUGAUGCUUGCAUGGAUUCUGAAGCUCCUGGAAGCAAAGACCAUACACCAAGCCAGGAGCUUGCCCUUACACAGAGCGUUGGAGGUGACUCCAGUGCAGAUCGACUCUUCCCACCUCAGUGGAUCUGUUGUGAUAUCCGCUACCUGGACGUCAGUAUCUUGGGCAAGUUUGCAGUUGUGAUGGCUGACCCACCCUGGGAUAUUCACAUGGAGCUGCCCUAUGGGACCUUGACAGAUGAUGAGAUGCGCAGGCUCAACAUACCAGUACUGCAGGAUGAUGGCUUUCUCUUCCUCUGGGUCACAGGCAGGGCCAUGGAGUUGGGCAGAGAAUGUCUGAACCUCUGGGGUUAUGAACGGGUAGAUGAAAUUAUCUGGGUGAAGACAAAUCAACUGCAACGCAUCAUUCGGACAGGCCGCACAGGUCAUUGGUUGAACCAUGGGAAGGAACACUGCUUGGUUGGUGUCAAAGGAAAUCCCCAAGGCUUCAACCAGGGUCUGGAUUGUGAUGUGAUCGUAGCUGAGGUUCGUUCCACUAGUCAUAAACCAGAUGAAAUCUAUGGCAUGAUUGAAAGACUGUCCCCUGGCACUCGCAAGAUUGAGUUAUUUGGACGACCACACAAUGUGCAACCGAACUGGAUCACCCUUGGAAACCAACUGGAUGGGAUCCACCUACUAGACCCAGAUGUGGUUGCCCGGUUCAAGCAAAGGUAUCCAGAUGGUAUCAUCUCUAAACCUAAGAAUCUAUAAAAGUACUUCUAAACCUAAGCAUCCAUAGCCAUGGCUCUGCAGGCUGCACCUGAAGAGUAAUAUUUGUACAAUAGUUUUUUUUUCCUUAUUUAAAUAAAAGUUUGUAUUGUAGUUGGGAUUUCGAGGUCAA